Metopolophium dirhodum (rose-grain aphid) is the source of this 904-nucleotide messenger RNA. RefSeq names its product large ribosomal subunit protein bL32m (gene mRpL32). Bases 157 to 759 code for a protein of 200 amino acids. Gene Ontology annotation, cellular component: mitochondrial large ribosomal subunit. The transcript is spliced from 4 exons. Gene Ontology annotation, molecular function: structural constituent of ribosome. The record is from RefSeq and is a predicted model, not a curated record. NCBI's taxonomy places the organism in Eukaryota, Metazoa, Arthropoda, Insecta, Hemiptera, Aphididae. Gene Ontology annotation, biological process: translation.
UGCUAAUAAGUGAUAAGUCAUUGAUAACGAAAAUUACAUUCGAGUUCUGUAUUCGACCGCAUUGUGAAAAUUAUUGCAAAUUGCACUCCAACGACUUAACCCUGCACUCUAAAUAUCCCGACUUUCGGCCAAAUCGUUCGCGUUCAAUAAUAAAAAAUGAAAGGUCUUUUGGCACUGAGGAGAAUUCAACAUCGGCUGUACACAGAUUUCGAAUCCUUAUGCCACAUGAUACUCGGACAUGGUCCUCCACCAGCUCUUUCUUUUACAAGUCCUGCCGAAACACUCAAGCCGACCACCACAGCUCUGACAAAUGUUCAGCGGCUUUUUGGAGAUUCUAUUCUUUGGGCAGUGCCCAAACACAGGCGCACAAUUGAGAAAAGACUAAAACGCAAAUUUGGUUGUAUCGAUGAUUUUUAUAAAAUGCUGAUACCUCGCACAGAUUUACUCACAUGUAACCAAUGCGGUCAUAGUUAUCAGAGACGCCAUUUGUGUCCAAAUUGUUACAAGAGGGUUAAGGAUGAAACCACAGAGUUUCAGGAAGUGAUUGAAAAAGAGUUAGCCUUAGAACCUAUUGAACAGGAAGUAGUGGUUCUUUAUAAAGGAGAGAAAACCAAGCAACCAGUAGAAGAACAUUGGAAAGGUAAAAGAAUCAUUGAACUUAAAAGAGAAAAACCGUCUUGGUUCUGUAGAAACUUAUUACAAAGGACUACCAUUGGCAACUCUGAUUCAAAAGACGUACAACCAUCUGAAUUAGCUUAAGCCAGUUUUUCUUUUUAGUAUAAAGUUGGUUGCAAUUUUAUUAAUUUCCAUUCACCUUCAUCAAUAUAUUAAUUAAAUCAAGUAGAAUAUAUUACAUUUAUAAAAAUUAACAAAUUAAUGUAAUAAAUUUAUAUAUAAACAAUGA